AUGGCUCCAUAUGAGGCUCUGUAUGGGAGAAAGUGUCGAUGCCCGAUUUGUUGGGCCAAAGUAGGUGAUAGACCAUUGUUAGGAUUGGAACUUGUGCAAGAAAUAACUGAGAAAGUAAAACUGAUCCAACAACGUUUGAAAACUACACAAAGCCGCCAAAAGAGUUAUGCGGAUGUCUGGAGAAGAGGCAGAGAAUACGAGAUCAGUGACCAUGUAUUUAUCAAAGUGACUCUGAUGAAAAGCCAGACGCGAUUUGGGGUAAAAGGAAAGUUAGCACCAAGAUACAUUGGCCUGUAUGAAGUUUUAGAGAAAAUCAACUCAGUAACAUACCGAGUGGCCUUACCUCCAGUCAUGGAAAAUAUUCACAAUGUUUUUCAUGUCUCAAUGCUUCGAGACUAUUUGAGAGAUCCACUACAAGUGAUUGAACCGACUCAUGUGCUUCUGAAGGAUGAUUAUACGUAUGAGGAGAGGCCAAUACAAAUUAUGAAUCACCGAAUCAAAAGAUUGAGAAACAAGGAAAUUUCGCUAGUAAAGGUUGAUUGGUAG
Molecule: messenger RNA, 546 nt
Organism: Camellia sinensis
Lineage: Eukaryota; Viridiplantae; Streptophyta; Magnoliopsida; Ericales; Theaceae
Source: RefSeq, a predicted model, not a curated record